AUGAAUUGGACAGGUGGUUCACUGCAGCGCACUAAGAAAGCCAACUCGGGCAUGCUGCAACGGCAGAGAGCGUAUUUUGCCAAGGUACGAACAAACCUUCAGAAUGUACCUCAAACGCCUACUGCUCCCCUUUGCCCGAGUUAUCUUCGUGACGAUAGCAAAUCGGAGUCUCUAGCAGUUCCUUCAUUUGAGUUGAUCUCGGACCGACGUAGGGGGUGCUCUGUGAGAGGUCGAGGGGAGCCAACACAGAGUGAGGAUAUACCUGUACCAGACGACAAGUGGUGCACGAUCAGCAGGCAUCAAGUAUCUCCACAUGCAUCACCCAGCAGACGUGUCGCUCACCAUGACGUCCAAUCAGAGAACUCACCCCAAGCUCAAGAAGACUUGGGUAGCUCGAAACGAAAGGCCCCAAACAAGAAUGUGGAGAUGCAACUGCUCGAGGCGAAUAAGAAACGGCUCUUAACGCAGGCAGAUUGGAUCGGCAUCAACGCUUCAAAGCCAGUGCAACUGCAAUUUGUGUCGUGUAAGCAGAAAGAGAAGAUUGGUAAGCGCAGAAGAACGACUGGAAAAUGCCGCGCGCAGAAAAGGCAGUGUGUUGAGGGAGAAUUAAAACCAAGAAAGCCUCAACUUCAGCACCAGACCUUUGCUAAAUUCUUGGGAAGUUGUGCUAACCGUGACGGAUCCAAGAACAUACAGAUUCGCAUAGGCACAGAGGCAUUGACAGAUGGGCAGUCUGUUCGGCUCGAAGAGUAUGCGCAGUCGGAAGCUUUUUCAAGCCUGAUGCUUUUUGAGCAAGACGAUUUAGUUUCUCGCGCCUCAGCGACAUGUGAAGAUGCUCGGCACCAUAGCGAUGCUUCAAGGUGUGCGGAGUCUGUUGCAAGUAGAGGCGACUGCGACAAGUUGCACAAGCAGCAGCUGACAACAGCAAAUGUGGACGAAUACAAUAGGUCGACAUGCAGCUUUGGGCCCGUUGACCGUGGUCACAAUGACGAGCGCAAUCUGCGUUUUGUGUUUAGGGGCCGGGCCUCUCCCAUGGAUCUACGUACUCACCGCGUAACGGGCAGGCAAAAGAUGGAUGAAACACAGCUACUCAAAGAACGAGCAUCGGUAUCCACAUGCCAGACCAAACAUGUGCAUCGGAUCACCAAUGACAGCGAGGACCCAAGUGUAUACGCAAUCGUCGAUCAAGAACCCUGGAUGGCGUAUCUCGUAAUUUCCGACGUUUCUUCACGGGCAAACGAUACGGAAAUUUGUACCAAAGACGAAUUGCAGCUUGAUGAGAGCAUUACGGGAAAUGAGAGUGCGUGUGAUACAAGAUGGUCAAAGGGCGCCACUCGGGGCCUGGAGGAAGAGGAUGGUGAAAGUUUUGGGGCAGCAUCAAAAUGCGAGUCUUUGGCUUCGUUGAGGCGGGGUAUAGGCAGAGCGGCAGCAGGGUAUGUGCCGGAGAUGAAAGGCAUUCGCGCAGACCAACCAAAUUGGAGCUAUCUACAAACUUUGGACGAAGAUGAGAAGGAGUGGCAGGCGUUUGUCUUUGGUAGCGAUCAGAGUCCAUCCUUGCCAAGGGCGCAGCUGGACGCACGCCGACGUUUUGCGCAGACAGUAGUAGAGUAUGCGCAAGAGGCAUGUUCACAGCAGCUGCCGCUAUCCGUUGCAGCGAGUUGCGCAAGCACCCUGCCCGGAAUGAAGCCGAAAUUCCGUAGAUUUGGUUCUUCCAUACGCGACAGGGGACAGGGUGCAGCAGAUUGAAUGCUACGGGUGCGGUCAUGCAAGAGGU
Molecule: messenger RNA, 1774 nt
Organism: Bipolaris sorokiniana ND90Pr
Lineage: Eukaryota; Fungi; Ascomycota; Dothideomycetes; Pleosporales; Pleosporaceae
Exons: 2
Coding region: 1-1746 (581 amino acids)
Source: RefSeq, a predicted model, not a curated record